Ipomoea nil (Japanese morning glory) is the source of this 1422-nucleotide messenger RNA. RefSeq lists its product as uncharacterized. The coding region runs from base 1 to 1422 and encodes 473 amino acids. Gene Ontology annotation, biological process: telomere maintenance; DNA repair. Gene Ontology annotation, molecular function: DNA helicase activity. The transcript has 2 exons. Lineage: Eukaryota; Viridiplantae; Streptophyta; Magnoliopsida; Solanales; Convolvulaceae. The record is from RefSeq and is a predicted model, not a curated record.
AUGCCUCAUUGUUUUGUGUGGAAAAGAAAAGAACGUGAAUGGCAACCAAGAAGACGUGGUUUUGCUAUAGGCCGUAUGUUUUAUGUGCCACCUGGUACUGGUGAGAUCUUCUAUCUUAGGUGUUUAUUGAAUUUAGUUCGUGGUCCAAUAUCUUUUGAAGAGAUUCGCAAUGUUGAUGGGAUUCAAUAUUCAUGUUUCCGUGAUGCGUGUUAUGCUCGUGGUUUGAUUUGUGAUGAGAAGGAAUAUGUUGAUGCAAUACUUGAAGCAAGCCAUUGGUCCAUUGCCUCAGCUCUUCGCCGUUUAUUCGUGACUUUGUUAACGUCUAAUUGUUUAUGCCAACCUGAAAAAAUUUGGGAUGUUGUUUGGCCACUUUUGUGUGAUGAUGCAGAGUUCAAUCAGCGACGAGAGUUACAAAAUCCAGAUUUAUUAUUAUCAGACGAUGUGAAGAAGGAGUAUGGUUUGCUUGAAUUAGAGAAACUUUUGUCGACAUGGAGUAAGAGUUUGGGUGAUUACCCGUGUAUGCCCGUUCCUGAAUUGUCUAGCUUGGCUAAUUCUCAUAAUCGAUUAUUGUUAGAAGAAUUGGCAUAUGAUUGUGCAUUGCUGAGCAAUGAACAUGAUGACAUGGUAGCAAAGCUAACUACCGAGCAGAGAGAUGUUUACGACACAGUUAUCGGAGCUGUUUUUGGUACAACAGGUGGUUUGUUUUUUGUUUACGGUUAUGGAGGUACUGGGGAGACAUUUGUGUGGCGCACUUUGUCGGCUGCACUUCGAUCACAACGCAAGAUAGUUCUAAAUGUGGCAUCCAGUGGUAUUGCAUCAUUAUUAAUGACUGGAGGGCGCACUACGCAUUCACGAUUUGCAAUACCGAUAAUUGUGAAUGAGGAUUCCACGUGUAAUAUAUCACAAGGGAGUGAUUUAGCUGAACUGAUCAUCAAAUGUAGUUUAAUUAUUUGGGAUGAAGCUCCUAUGAUUCAUAAACACUGUUUUGAAGCAUUAGAUAGAACGAUGCGAGAUUUGUUACGAUUUACAAAUCCAUUGUGUCCUAAUUUACCAUUUGGAGGGAAGACUGUUGUACUAGGAGGUGAUUUUCGCCAAAUAUUGCCAGUGAUACCAAGGGGUGGUAGACAGGAUAUUGUUGGUGCUGCUAUUAAUUCUUCGUAUUUGUGGGCUCAUUGUACGGUUUUGAAAUUGACACAGAAUUUGAGAUUGCAGAGUGUUGGUACUGAUGAUGAAAGGCAAGAGUUAUCUACUUUUGCUAAUUGGAUUGCUUCAAUCGGUGAUGGUGAAGCUGGUGGACCAAAUGAUGGUGACAUGGAGGUUCCCAUUCCCCAUGAGAAUUUGUUACAUACAGAUGGUGAUCCAAUCCGAGGAAUUGUGGAAAGUACAUUUCCUAUGUUUCGAGAACAACAACAUGACAGCUGA